Ctenopharyngodon idella (grass carp) is the source of this 1767-nucleotide messenger RNA. It is a transcript of the gene dnajc30b, whose product is annotated as DnaJ (Hsp40) homolog, subfamily C, member 30b. Bases 156 to 827 code for a protein of 223 amino acids. The transcript has a single exon. The record is from RefSeq and is a predicted model, not a curated record. Lineage: Eukaryota; Metazoa; Chordata; Actinopteri; Cypriniformes; Xenocyprididae.
UACGAUCUUGCCGCACGCAAACCAGCAGGUGGCGGUAAUGUAUCUAAAAGUUGAAUGCAAACCGCCAUUAAAAAUCAAGAAGAACCUCUUUGGCCAAUAGUACGCCGUUUCCUGUGUUUUCUGUCUCUGACUGGUUGAUAUCACUGUUUUGCCGGAUGAAAGGUCUGGCCAUGGCGGAGGUCAACGGCUGUAUCAGGAGUGGAGCACAUAAACUCUGUGCUUUUAAAACGCUACGGACGCAUUGUCAUUUUCACCCGCUGCGUCUGUACAGCUUCAGGGCAGCCGGUGAUUCCUCCGCUCCGCUCUACCGCAGCCGAACUGCCUAUUACGAUAUCCUGAAAGUUUCCCCGAACGCCACGCAAGCCCAGAUCAAGAGCGCCUAUUAUAAACAGUCGUUCCUGCACCACCCGGACCGGAACCGCAGCCGCAGCGAGGAGGCGGCGCGGAGCUUCGCGCUCGUCUCUGAAGCCUACAGUGUGCUCGGCAGCAGCGGCCUCAGGAGGAAGUACGACCGCGGGAUACUCAACCAGACGGACGUGCAGAACGCCGGGAAACCGUCUUCCUCAGACGCGUCAAACCAACGGCCUCGACGCGCCCCGAACGCGUCAAAGAGCGGCGGCAACGGCAACUUUGACUUCGAUGCGUUUUAUCAGGCGCAUUACGGCGAGCAGCUGCAGAGAGAGAAGCAGAUGAGACACAGACGAGAAGAGCUCCAGCGGCUGCAGGAGGAGAACUUCCGGAAGUGGAAGCAGGGGAAAAUGACUGAAGUGACGGUCGCGUUUCUGCUGGUUUGUGGAGGCGUCAUUCUCAUGAGCUUGAGGUCCUGAAUGAAUGUUUUUAAGAAGAAACGAGAUGUCAUUGACUGACUGCACAUGGUUCACAUCUGGAUCUGAACUCUUUUAACAGUUAACAAGGUUCUGUUUGUUUUCUGUCAUAUAUUUAGGUUAUUUAUUUUCAGGAAUGGAAUUAAUAUUCACAUUUCCUGUGAAUGUGCGAUUUAGUCUAAAAAGGUAAAAAUAAGAAUAAUAAACCACAAUCCACUGUUUAUCCACUGUCCCCCUCCCUCUUGCAGCAACUCUUCUCUUCUCUGAUGAGAUCCACCAAUAGCUAACCACAACCAUCCAAACAAUUCCCCACAGACAAAUCAAGCCCCGCCCUAUAUUUGUUCUUGUUCCAGAAGCGUUUCACUCAAAUAUGAUAUCCCACAAUCCUGUGUGUUCGUUUCCGUGUCAUUUAUUUGCAGUCAUAGCAUAUUCUCCUGAAGCUAAUGUCUGUGUUAACUGUAGAAUUGCUGCUGGUUUGCCAUGUUCAACAGAGGAAGACACUCGUCAUUUAUUUUUUCCCACAUGUGUAUGUCUGCAGCUACAGAUGUGUAUUCAUCUGUUUCAGUCGCGUGAUUUCCGCUCAUCCCUCAUAUUUAUGAUGAAAGUAAUGGCAGUGAAUACAAAAACACAUGAACAGGAACAAAUGUUGAUCAUUGGAGUUGAUCCAUAGCAGGUCCCAGAAGUCAGCACAGAUCCUACCAAAUCGAACACUGGCAGACACUUAUUAAAGAAUGUGUGGUGAUACGGCCACGACCAGGGCUUGAUAUUAACACCUACCAAAUGUAACGCAGUCACUCCUUCUAGCCACUUUGAUGGAUUGAAUUUUAUAUAUAAUAUAUACAUUUUUCAACUGUGGUCUUUUAAAAAGGCAUCUGAAUUAAACUAAGUGCAAUGUAGUGUUGUCAAAAAUAUAAAUUUUUCAAUACAUAUCGAUACUAAAAUA